This is a messenger RNA of Neoarthrinium moseri, 2736 nucleotides long. RefSeq lists its product as uncharacterized. The transcript has 9 exons. Gene Ontology annotation, molecular function: ADP binding; protein binding. The coding region runs from base 1 to 2736 and encodes 911 amino acids. Lineage: Eukaryota; Fungi; Ascomycota; Sordariomycetes; Amphisphaeriales; Apiosporaceae. The record is from RefSeq and is a predicted model, not a curated record.
AUGAACGAAAUUCGAGACGAGGCUGUUUCCCAGUACCUGAACUCUUUUCGUUCCUGUGAGAAGAAACGGAUUCAGGACGUGACGAGCCUUGCAGCGCUAGAAGCGAGGCUGGAAUAUGAUGUUCGCCAGUUCCACGGGAAAAGUUCGGUCCGGUUGCUGAAUAGAGUUCAACCUCUCAUCAGAUGGCUAGCUGGCUUCAACGAAUGUGUCAAAGUAUUCCUUCAAGCAGCACCUCGCGAAUUUGUCGUGGUUUGGGGAAUCCUAUCAUUUCUCUUCGAGAUAGCGGCUCGUUUCCAACGGCGGGGAGAGCAAGUUUUGCAGGUUCUCGAGGAUAUCCAAAGUGUCGCCCCUCGGUUCACAUACUACGCGGAAACCCUCCGUAACACAACAUAUCGGCCAUUACGAGACGCACUUGUGAGCUAUCAUGUUGUAUUGACGGAAGUCUGCAUCAAGUCGAUUCGCUACGUUCAAGGAAACGCAAUCGGAGAUCUACGCCAAGGAUACUUCGGCAGGCUACGUUCCGAAGCACUCGAUGACGCACAGGAGCUCGAAAAGAUGUUGCUGAUACCAUCACCCUAUGAUAAUCUGCCUGCGCGGCAAAGCCAUGCAUUCUAUGGCAGAAAAACCGACUUUGAUAAUCUCCAGUUUCACCUAAUGUCUCCGCAGUCACCCUAUAGCCCGAAUAUUGCUUGUAUUUACGGUUUAUCCGGUGUUGGGAAGACGCAACUUGCGCAAGAGUUUGCUUAUAGACAUCUAGACGACUACAAGUUUAUUUUUUGGAUAGACUGCGCGACGACAGCUCGAUUGGAAGAAUCCGUCAGAUCCAUUUGCAAUGAUAUUGGAUUGGCUGACCAGAACAUCCAGCACCCUAAACAGAUAUCACCGGACAUCAGAUGGCUUAUGAUCUUCGACAACGUGGAGCCAGAUGUCUCGAUAGAAUCCUACUUUCCAAGGACUGUUAACGGUGCUAUUAUCAUUACUUGUAGAAAAUCAAGCAUUUCUUAUCAGUAUGCUCCUCAGGCCCAGAUAGCAUUAGAGACCUUCAAUGCCGUGGAAUCGGUAGGAUUUCUUUUGAAUCGCCUGAAGAUGGAUCCAACUAACUCAGAGGCUGAGCUCUCUGAGAAGAUUACCGCAGCUGUUGGUGGGCUUCCACUUGCGCUGGAUCUCAUCGGAAGCUACAUUCGGGAGUGCGGCAUGUCUCUUUCAAUAUUUUUACAAGAAUAUCCUAGGUUUGAGGAGAACUUCAUGUUCAGUCCAGAUUUCCUAGAUUGGAGUAAAAGAGAGCAUAACAAAGCAGUAGGAAUCAUCUGGAAGAGGCAUUUACUUGAGCUAGACAAUAGCACUCUAUUGUUAGCUCAGAUGUUGGCAUUUAUGGAUGCUUCCAAGAUCCAAACAUCAAUCUUCAGCGCUCAUAGUCGAGAAAGGAUGUUAUACGAGGGACCUGACGUCCAAGAAGAGUUCCCUGAUCUGUACAACAUCAUCAUUCAUCCAUUUAUGGAACCAUACCGGGCACUCGUCACUGUCCACCCUCACAGCAAUUAUCUCAAGAUCCACCGACUCAUACAGUCAUUCAUACUCCAGUCGAUGGAUAGUCCAACCAAAUUGAAAGUGUUCCAACAAGCCUUAUUCUUGUUGAACGGCGCAUUCCCAACACAGGAACAUGGGAAAGCUCUCUAUGAAGAUUGGCUUACAUGUGCUGCUCUGUCCAACCAUGUUACAGCCCUGUUUGACUCGUAUCACCGACAUAAGACGGACCUAGGAUACCCACUACUCCUGUGUGAGAUUGCAUCCCGAUGUGCUUGGUACUUCAAGGAAUUCGGACAGUACGAGGCGGCGAACCGCAUGGCUGAUGACUCCAUAGCCCUCUGUGAGAGUGCUCUAAAGACAAGCAACCACCCAGGUUACAGCAAAUGGUUUGUGAAAGAGAUGAUAUGUACACAUUUGAACGUGAAAGCUGCAAUUGCCGCUGAAUCCGGGAAAGAGGACCACGGGUUGCCGCUCUUUCAAGAGAUAGAAAAAUUGAGGGUCUUGAAUAUGCGGCCGAACUCGGCGGAAGAUGAAACAUGGUAUCAAGCAGCAAGAGCUAAUACAGCUUAUGCGCUUAUGGGUUACAAUUGUGCCCCUGAGGCAUUGGCGAUUCUACAGGAGAUCUUGGAUAGAGACGACAUGCAACCGAACAAAGAUUUGUAUCUCGUCAAUACCUCGAUUUGCCUACGGCUUCAAGGGGAUCUUACAAACUCUCUUGAACAGUGUCAGGAGGCAAUGACACUGGCAGAAGAACGCAGGGGGAAAGACUCCUCCCAAAUGGCUAGUUGCCAUUUUCAACUUGGGACGAUAUUCCUAGAAGAGAGUCGCAUAGCUGAUGCACUACGAGAGUUCAUCGAAUGCUUCCGAAUACGGUCGUCUGUGAUGCCUACACACCCAUUUACGGCGUUUGUAAGCCACAAGAUAGGCAGCACCUUGCAGGUACAGGAUAGCCAUGCAGAAGCUAUUCGACACUACUUGACAGCAUUGAAUAUUCUUCGCACCAGCGAGACACAUCCGCUGUCGAUAUGCCGUACCCUUCUAGCACUCGCCUCAGCGUACGAGGCAAUCGGAAACAAUGCGGCAACGGAGAAGUGCAUUCACGAGGCCCUCGAAGGCUUUGCUGCAGCUUCUACGUAUGACUUCGACUGCACUACCAAGCCAACUUUGGCAUCGUCAUUUGACUCUUUCGUCCCCAUCAGUCACAGAUAA